GGCUACCCUGCUCGCCGCCAAGCGACCCGGCGAUGCCUCCAUCUGGCCCCGCCGUUCUUGCUGGAUGACUACGUCCCAAGAUAUCAGAUGCUCUCCGCGAGAGACUCGGCCAUGAAGCGCUCCAGGGCAUACGCUCAUUUGCGCAACUGCAACUUGUGCCCGCGUCUUUGUGGUGUGAACCGAUACGAGAGAUCUGGCAUGUGCCUGAUUGGCGAGAAAGCCAAGGUCAAUGUCAUAGCUCCUCACUUCGGAGAAGAGCCUUGCAUUCAGGGCCAUAAUGGGAGCGGGUCUGUAUUCAUGAGUGGCUGCAACCUAAGAUGUACCUUUUGCCAGAAUCAUGACAUCUCCCACCAGCGGAACGGAAUGGAUCUCAGCCCGGAGGACCUUGCUGAUUGGUACAUGAAGCUCCUGGAGACAGGUGGUGUCCACAACAUCAAUAUUGUAACCCCUGAGCAUGUGGUGCCCCAGGUGGCGUUGAGCAUCCUUCAUGCGAGGGAUCUCGGCCUCAGGAUCCCGAUCGUGUACAACACAUCGAGCUUUGACUCGCUGGAAUCCCUCCAAUUGAUGGACGGAUUGGUGGAUAUUUACCUCGCCGACUUUAAGGUGUGGUCACCCCACACUUCCAAGCGGCUUCUCAAGGCGGACGACUACGCCGCCACCGCCAGGGAGAGCAUCAAGGCCAUGCAGGAGCAGGUCGGCGAUCUAUGCUUUACAGGAGACGGCAUCGCCAAGAGAGGUCUGCUGGUGAGGCAUUUGGUAAUGCCAGGCAAAGAAGCUGAGGGAGCAGAGAUUAUGAAGUUCUUGGCCAAAGAGGUCUCCCGCGAUUGCUUUGUCAAUAUCAUGGAGCAGUACCAUCCCCGCGCCCAUGUCGGCAAGAAGAGGCGUCGCAGAAUAACAAACGAAGGUGAACCCGAGGAGGAAGUUCGAUAUGCGGAGAUAAACAGGGCUGUCACUGACACAGAAGUUUCCUCGAUCCACCAGGCGGCUAUCGAUGCCGGGCUUUGGCGGUUCAAUGAGCCACCCAAACACGAUGGGUUUGCUAUCUGA
Messenger RNA from Clonostachys solani, 1047 nucleotides. The record is from the annotation of a GenBank genome assembly. Lineage: Eukaryota; Fungi; Ascomycota; Sordariomycetes; Hypocreales; Bionectriaceae.